AAAUGGGUGUUGAUAUACCAAAACUAAAUAACCCCGAUACAUUUCGUAUUUCAACUAUUUAUGCAGAUAAUAAUGGAACGAAUAAAACUGAUUAUAUUAUAAAUUGGAUCUCAACAAAAGCCAGUGAACAUUCCGAAAUAUGCCAACUUUUCAAAUUUCGACGCAUCAACCUCGCCAAAGAUCUUGAGAAUCUCGUUUCAAAAGCCGACAUAAAGUGUAAUUUCUGUGGUGAUUUUUCUAUCCAUUCUGCCGUUCUCUAUGGAAAUAUCAAGAUUCUAGAUAUUUUUUUGAAAUGCGGAGUGCAGGUAAACGUAGCGAACAACAACGGAGAGACUCCACUUCAUUUAGCCUGCAGCGAUAGCAAUUUAGAGAUGAUCCAAUACCUUGUUAACUACGGAGCCGACGUGAAUGAAAAAGAUAAUACAGGACUUACACCCCUUCACGUCUGCCUUGCCAAGUAUCAUACGGAUACAGCUGAAUUUUUAUUAAAAAAUAAUGCGCAAGUCGAUAUGUAUUUGUCUGAGAAACUGAAAAUUACACCUCUACAUUGGGCUAUUAAAAAGGAUUUUCAAUCUAUGGCAAAUUUAUUAAUAACUUACGGCGCAAAUGUGAAUGCUAGAGAUUAUAAAAAUCAUACACCAGUAUAUCUUGCAGUAGUGCUAAACGAUAUUGAUACUUUAGCGUAUUUAAUUAAACAAAAGGCGUACGUGAACGGAAGAUAUAGAAAAGGCAGAACGAUCUUACACUUGGCUUGUAAAAAUGAACAAGAGCAUUGUACAAAAUUACUUUUGGAAGCUGGUGCAAAUGCCAAUUCUAAGGACAAAUAUAAAAUGAAUGCACUACAUUUUGUAGCUAAAACUAACAAAGUAUCCAUAGUCCAGCUACUGGUUAUGCACGGAUGUGACAUCAACACUCGUGACAGGUGGUCAAGGUCGCCACUUGAUUUGGCUAUAAUGAACAAUAAUUCGGCAAUGGUUGUUUCACUUUUGAAUUAUGGUGCAUCAACCUGUGAAAUUGCCAGAACACUACAUAAUGCAACGAAGCAACGAUUCAAGGAUGUAAUCAGGAUUUUGUUUCAAAGAGGAGUUCACGUAGAUAUUCCGGAUAAAUUUGGCAAAACGCCGUUGAUGGUCGCUGUCGAACAUGGGGAUCUGGAGAUGGUAGAAUAUCUUUUGAGAUCCGGUGCUAAUCCAAAUGCACGGGGGAAAGCAGGUAGACCGAUGGUGACCGAAGCCGUUUUUCAAGGAAAUGCUAGUUUAUUGAAAAUGUUGCUCGAAAACGGAGCAACUACAUGUUCAAUGGAUAAUAUGGGUAGGACACCUUUGUAUCACGCCAUUCGCACGAAAGAUUCAAAAAUUAUUAAAAUUUUGGUUGAAAUUGGUAGUAAAAUGAUUGCUAACAAUAUCUCAUAUUAUUUGACUUCAUCCGAUGAAAGUGCUUGCGGCAGUAUCGAUGUAAAUUUAAAAACUGAAAAUGUUACUAAGAGCGUUCGAAAAAUGAAGAAUCUUAUUCAAACAGUGGACUGA
Molecule: messenger RNA, 1526 nt
Organism: Ceratosolen solmsi marchali
Lineage: Eukaryota; Metazoa; Arthropoda; Insecta; Hymenoptera; Agaonidae
Product: serine/threonine-protein phosphatase 6 regulatory ankyrin repeat subunit B-like
Exons: 1
Coding region: 3-1526 (507 amino acids)
Molecular function (GO): protein binding
Source: RefSeq, a predicted model, not a curated record